AUGACGAAGAAGGAUACGGCGAAGAAGACAGUAGCCAAUCUCAAGAAGAAUAAGCACUACAGACCUGCGGGGAAAAAGAGGGAAGGAAAUGCUGCAAGGUACAUGACACGGUCACAAGCUAUCAAGCAGCUCCAAGUUAAUCUAAGCGUCUUCAGGAAGCUCUGUAUCCUCAAAGGUGUAUUCCCCAGGGAACCAAAGAAGAAGGUUAAAGGUAAUAACCAGACUUACUAUCAUGUGAAGGACAUUGCUUUCAUACAACAUGACCCCCUACUUGAGAAGUUAAGGGAACAGAGAGCAUAUCAGAAAAAAAUACACAAGGCUUUGGCUAAGAAGAAUGAAGAUCUUGCUACCCGACUUCGAACUAGAGAGCCAAGUUACACUCUGGACAGGCUGAUCCGGGAAAGGUAUCCCAAGUUUGUUGAUGCACUCCGGGACUUGGAUGAUUGUCUCUCGAUGGUGCAUCUGUUUGCAGCAUUGCCCGCUGUAGAGAGGUUGAAAAUCAAUGUGGAGCGGGUCCACAGUUGUAGAAGGUUGAGUCAUGAAUGGCAAGCUUAUGUUGCUCGCCGUCAUAAAUUACGGAAGGUGUUUGUAUCAGUAAAAGGCAUAUAUUAUCAGGCUGAAGUUGAAGGCCAGAAGAUUACAUGGCUGGCUCCUCAUGCUAUGCAACAAGUUCUGCCGGAUGAUGUCAACUUCAGUGUCAUGUUAACUUUUGUUGAGUUCUAUGAGACUCUUCUUGGCUUCGUCAAUUUCAGGCUGUACCAUUCCAUCAGUGUGAAGUAUCCACCUAUUCUUGAUCCCAGACUAGAAGCUCUGGCAGCAGAUCUUUAUGCUCUCACAAGAUAUAUGAACGGUAAUACUAAGCGUAUUAAUGAAGAACAAGAGUCCGGUUCCACUAAACCUGAGAAAACUAGAGGCCAACUAGAAGGGGCACAGUUUGAAGAGUCCGAGUUAAGACUUUCCCAACUUCAGCAUCAACUUCCUUCAAAUGAAGACAGGGCAUUGAUGCACCAUAUUGAAGAAGACGAUGAAAAUGAUGAUGAUGAGGAUACCAAGAAGUGUAAGAAACUCUUCAAGAACAUGAAGUUCUAUUUAAGCCGUGAGGUCCCUCGGGAGUCUUUGCUUUUCGUCAUUCCUGCUUUCGGUGGUGUUGUCUCAUGGGGAGGAGAUGCAGCUCCUUUUACUGAAGCCGACCAAAGCAUUACACAUCAGAUUGUUGACAGGCCUAGUCAAGGUCACAUGUACCUCUCCCGAGAAUAUAUUCAACCUCAAUGGAUUUAUGAUUGCAUAAAUUUCGGGGUCAUAUUAGAGGCACAUAGAUAUCUGGUUGGAAGGGUCCCUCCUCCGCAUUUGUCUCCUUUCGUUGAUAAUGAAGCAGAGGGUUAUUUCCCUGACUAUGCGGAGACCAUCAAACGUUUUGAGGCUGCUGCCAAGAAUGAAGUCCUCCCUAUGCCAGGUGUGGGGAAGGAUGACUUAGAUGAUCCUCAACUCUUGUUGGCUGAAGGAUAUCUUAGUCGAACUGAGGCUAUUGAAGUUGCUGAGAGAAAGAAAGAGAGGGCAACUUCGGAGAAGCAGUAUCUUGAAGACCUUAAACAAGAAGUACAGGGUCACCCUGAUGCUACUGCAUCUAUCGCUGUUGAGGGCGCUCAAGUCGAGGAAGAGUCUUCUCGUCCCCACUUGGAACAGGUUGCUGAAGACACUGAUGGAACUGCUUUGAUGAUGAUGUCACGUAGAAAUAGAGGACUUUUUAGAGCCAUGAAGAUUGCUAAGGAUAAAAAGAAGGCCAAAGUCGAGAAGCUCAAGCAGCGGAAAAAGCAAAUUGCUGAGAGUACCUAA
Linum trigynum is the source of this 1833-nucleotide messenger RNA. The record is from the annotation of a GenBank genome assembly. Lineage: Eukaryota; Viridiplantae; Streptophyta; Magnoliopsida; Malpighiales; Linaceae.